This is a messenger RNA of Gossypium arboreum, 423 nucleotides long. RefSeq lists its product as uncharacterized. Bases 1 to 423 code for a protein of 140 amino acids. The transcript is spliced from 2 exons. Lineage: Eukaryota; Viridiplantae; Streptophyta; Magnoliopsida; Malvales; Malvaceae. The record is from RefSeq and is a predicted model, not a curated record.
AUGUAUCGUGAUCUUCGUGAGUUAUACUGGUGGUCGAGUUUGAAGCGUGAGGUUACUGACUUCAUUGCUCGAUGUUUGAUGUGUCAGCAGGUUAAGGCUAAGCAUCAGUUACCUUCGGGUUUUCUACAGCCAGUUAAGUUGGAAUUACCCCCUGAGCUAGAUUGUAUUCAUGAUGUGUUUCAUGUCUCGAUGUUGAGGCGGUACUGUUCUAACCCAUCCCAUGUCGUCUCAGUUGAAGAGAUUGAGCUUAGGCUGGACUUCACAUUUGAAGAGGAGCCGGUUCAAAACCUGGAUCGAGAUGUUAAGGUUUUGAGGAGAAAGUCUAUUCCAUUAGUAAAGGUUCUGUGGCGGAAUCAUAGCACUGAUGAGUCCACGUGGGAACCUAAGGAUUCAACACGUCAGCAGUAUCCACAUCUGUUCUGA